CCGGCUCCUCCGCUUGUGCUCCCGGCUCCCGCCGCUGCCCCGCCAUGGCCGCUUCCUCCUGCCGCCCCGCUCCGCCGCGGCCCGCCACCCACCUGAUCUUUGACAUGGACGGUCUCCUGCUGGAUACUGAGCAUCUUUAUACUGUGGUUUUUCAAGAAAUCUGUGAACGCUUUGGAAAGGCGUAUACCUGGGAUUUGAAAUCAUUAGUCAUGGGUAAAAAAGCACUGGAGGGAGCACAGAUUAUUCGAGAUGUACUUGAACUUCCGAUGACCAAAGAGGAGCUACUGCAUGAAAGUAAAAUGAAGCAGGAAAAAAUAUUUCCUAAUGCUGCAUUGAUGCCAGGAGUUGAAAAGCUGAUCCGCCAUCUACACCAACACAAUGUACCUAUAGCUAUUGCCACUAGCUCAGCCGGAGUGACAUUUCAGAUGAAAACAAGCAAACACAAAGACUUCUUUAGUCUAUUUCAUCAUAUUGUGUUGGGAGAUGACCCAGACGUGAAGAACAGCAAACCACAGCCUGAUGCGUUUUUAGUUUGUGCAAAGAGAUUUCAUCCUCCUCCUCCUCCAGAAAAGUGUCUUGUGUUUGAAGAUUCUCCACUUGGAGUGCAAGCAGCAUUGGCAGCUGGGAUGCAAGUGGUUAUGAUUCCAGAUGAAAAUUUGAAUCAAGAUCUUACAAAGGAAGCAAAUCUAGUGCUGAAAUCUAUGGAGGACUUUGAACCAGAACUGUUUGGUUUACCACCAUAUGACUAAGGACUAAUAUAUUUCUACAUGUUCUUAGUUGGAGAUUGGGGGGUAGGGAAUGAAAAUUUAGAGUAAAAAAUUACCUAUUUUUCAUUUUUCUUUCCAAAAUAAAACAAUGAAGUCUUUCAUGAUUUACUUUUAAAUUUCACUGGAUACUCUUGGUUUGUCUUCUUCAGUGCUAAGUGGAAGGAAUGUUUCUUCUUGCCUAUCCUUCACCUCUACUAGUCUUGUCUUCUGCAUAAUGUCAUGUACACUCAGUGCAUUUGCAAAACUGCAAAGACAAUCUGCUUCAAACAUAUGGAGGUUUUUGCUCUGGUUUGCUUGAAUAACAGACUGCUUAGAACAAUGGUUCUCAAUAUAAGACUGUUGUCCCCUUAUACCAUUGUGCAGCAUAGUUGCCACCACCUAUCCUUUGCCUAUCCCUUUGUCUUCCCUGUUCGUAUCUUCUGGUUGGAUUUUUUGUUUUUGUGUGUUUUACUUUCAUGUUGUUCUUUUUUGUUCUCUUCUUUUGUGACUUCCCCUUUCUGGAAUGGGGUGGAGGGGGAACCCUUGUCAGCUUCCUAUGGCCAUAUGCUCUUGCAGCUCAACUGAGCUCUGUGUAAGCCUCUGUAACUCUACUACCCCAUCUCAUUUCACAUAGCCUCUUCCCCAUUCAUUUUGCUCCCCCAACGAUGCCAGCCUUGUCUGUCCAUUUUCAGCUUCUCACAUAAACCUUUCUGUGUUUUUUCCAUUCUUUCAUGCUGCCCCCUUUAGCCUUCA
Terrapene triunguis (Three-toed box turtle) is the source of this 1499-nucleotide messenger RNA. Its product is annotated as pseudouridine-5'-phosphatase. Lineage: Eukaryota; Metazoa; Chordata; Testudines; Emydidae. Gene Ontology annotation, molecular function: phosphatase activity. The coding region runs from base 45 to 749 and encodes 234 amino acids. The record is from RefSeq and is a predicted model, not a curated record. The transcript is spliced from 4 exons.